This is a messenger RNA of Dictyostelium purpureum, 315 nucleotides long. RefSeq lists its product as uncharacterized. The coding region runs from base 1 to 315 and encodes 104 amino acids. The record is from RefSeq and is a predicted model, not a curated record. Gene Ontology annotation, cellular component: extracellular region. The transcript has 2 exons. Gene Ontology annotation, molecular function: chitin binding. NCBI's taxonomy places the organism in Eukaryota, Evosea, Eumycetozoa, Dictyosteliales, Dictyosteliaceae.
AUGAUUCCAUUCUUUGAGAAGGAGACAAGACUCACCACAAUUAAUAUUCAAAUGGGUCAAGGCGAAAGUAGUAUAUGUAAAAAAGCUGGCCCUUAUUUGGUAGAACACGAAUGUGAUUGCAAAUUAUAUUACAACUGUGGAGGUAAAGACAGCAAAGAGUUAUUAAAAAAGUGUCCUUUUGGUCUCCAUUUCAAUAAAGAGCUAUUACUUUGUGAUGAUCCAAAGAGAUCAGGUUGUAAGCUUGAUGGAUGUAAUAAGAAAAAUAAUGAAAUAAUUUCAAUUAGAAUCCCAAAUCUAGAAAAUAUAAUCCAUUAA